AUGUUUUCAAGAAUUGUCUAAUUUAAAAUUUAUGGCAAAAUUGACGAAAAACUGUAUAAACUAAUUUCUUAAUUUAGAACCUAAAAAGUAUAUAAAAGCAUAAAAGAUACCAAAUUUAUCAAGCCAAAAUUAGUGACUCUUCAUGUACAUGGAGAAGGCUCAUUUGUUUAAUCUAAGAAUAUUGCCACUGCAAUAAGAAAUUAUGCAAAAUAUUAUAAAGUACCCUUAUACACAUUUGGAGAAGAUUUUGUAUUGAAUAGUUCUGUGUAUUUAAUGACUGUUGGAGAUAAAAACUUUGCUAGCGAAUAUUCUGUCAUUGGAGAUUUUGGAUAUGUGUAAAGAAGAUUAGGAUAUAAACAAUUAAUAGAAAAUUUGGGGAUGUAAUAUCAUAAGAUCAUAAUAAUUAGAGAACACAAGUUUAUUCAUAGCGGAGAAAAAAAAGUGAAAUUAAGUCCUUAUGAUGAUUUAAAAGAAGAAGAUGUUAAAUGGAUCGAAGGCCAAUUAAAACAUAGAGAAUCAAGAUUAAAAGAGGAGAUUAUGUAAAACAGAAACUAGAAAGUUGAUUAGGAAAUGUGGAAUUAAACUUUGCUCACUGGUUAAUAGGCAUUGAAAUAUGGUUUAGUUGAUGGAUUAGGAGUCUUUGAUGAUAUUAGAGAGUAAGAAUAUAAAGGAAUGAAGUCAUACGAUAUAUUGUCUAAUCUUUUGGAUUAUUAUGUUCCUGCCAAUGCAACAUUUUCUAGUUACUUAUCCAUUUGA
Paramecium tetraurelia is the source of this 756-nucleotide messenger RNA. RefSeq lists its product as uncharacterized. NCBI's taxonomy places the organism in Eukaryota, Ciliophora, Oligohymenophorea, Peniculida, Parameciidae. The record is from RefSeq and is a predicted model, not a curated record. The transcript is spliced from 4 exons. Gene Ontology annotation, biological process: proteolysis. Gene Ontology annotation, molecular function: peptidase activity.